Molecule: messenger RNA, 3413 nt
Organism: Epinephelus lanceolatus (giant grouper)
Lineage: Eukaryota; Metazoa; Chordata; Actinopteri; Perciformes; Serranidae
Gene: slc7a10b
Product: solute carrier family 7 member 10b
Biological process (GO): D-serine transmembrane transport; D-alanine transmembrane transport
Cellular component (GO): membrane
Molecular function (GO): neutral L-amino acid transmembrane transporter activity; L-amino acid transmembrane transporter activity
Source: RefSeq, a predicted model, not a curated record
UCAUAAAUUUGUGGUAUCAUUCGGACUUUGUUUGUUUGUUUGUUUGUUUGUUUGUUUUUCCACCACUGCUUUUGAGUUCCGCAGAAGAGUGUUUUCUCUGACUUCAUCUAAAGGACUCUUCAAGGAGCUGAAACAGAAACACUCCACCUGGAGGAGGUAGCCUGACAGCAGCAUCACGGUUCCUCCCGGUGUCCCUGAACGCCUCAUGGUGAGUCCAGGGUAUUUAACAUUCUACCCUGGACAGCGGCAGGUUGUUGCGCAAGCGCAGCCCAUUCAGUCUGCAUGAAUACGGAGCGAGGAGAGGACAGGAGCACUGGGAGUACUGGGACUGGGAGGACACAGUGGACUGGACGGACCGGACCGGACCCGGGCAGGCGGACAUGGAUGGACAGAACGGCAGCAGCAGCAUCUGCUCCCGGCCGCACGGCACCGUGACGGACGGCAAGAAGAAGAAGGAGAAGAAGAAGAAAAUCCCCGACAGAGUGACUCUGAAGAAGGAGAUCGGGCUGCUGAGCGCCUGCACCAUCAUCAUAGGGAACAUCAUCGGCUCCGGGAUCUUCAUCUCUCCAAAGGGAGUCCUGGAGCACUCGGGCUCAGUGGGUCUGGCAUUGGUGGUUUGGGUACUGGGAGGCUGCAUCGCUGCCUUGGGCUCCCUCUGCUACGCUGAACUGGGCGUCACCAUCCCCAAAUCUGGAGGAGACUACUCUUAUGUCACGGAGAUAUUUGGUGGUCUGAUGGGGUUUCUGCUGUUGUGGAGCGCCGUCCUCAUCAUGUAUCCGACCACGCUGGCCGUCAUCGCCCUCACAUUCUCCAGCUACGUCCUGCAGCCCGUCUUCCCAAAUUGUGUUCCUCCAUACAUGGCAACACGGAUGCUGUCCGCCACCUGUCUCUUGCUGCUGACCUGGGUGAACUGCUCCAGUGUUCGUAUGGCCACCAGGAUCCAGGACGUCUUCACGGUGGGGAAGCUGAUGGCCCUGGGCCUCAUUAUCGUGGUCGGCCUGGUCCAGAUCUGCAAUGGGAACUACGAGGCGCUGACUCCCCAGGUGGCCUUCUCCCUCGACAGGACGCCGUCGGUGGGUCAGAUCGCUCUGGCCUUCCUGCAGGCCUCCUUCGCCUUCAGUGGAUGGAACUUCCUCAACUACGUCACGGAGGAAGUGGUUGAACCCAGACGGAAUCUACCUCGUGCCAUCUACAUCUCCAUACCAUUGGUGACCUUUGUGUACACGCUCACCAACAUCGCCUACUUCUCCUCCAUGUCGCCCGAAGAGCUGCUGUCAUCCAAUGCCGUGGCUGUAACAUUCGGAGAGAAGCUGCUGGGAAUGUUCUCCGUCAUCAUGCCGAUCUCCGUGGCUCUGUCCACCUUCGGGGGAAUCAACGGCUACCUGUUCACCUCCUCCAGGUUGUGUUUCUCCGGAGCCAGAGAGGGUCACCUGCCCAGCCUGCUGGCUAUGAUUCAUUAUAAGAACUGCACACCCAUCCCUGCCCUGCUGGUCUGCUGUGCCGCCACCAUCGUCAUCCUCUGCAUCGGAGAGACACACAACCUGAUCAACUACGUCUCCUUCAUCAACUAUCUGUCGUACGGCGUCACCAUCGCAGGCCUGCUGUACUACCGCUGGAAGAAACCCAACCUGUACCGACCAAUCAAGGUGAACCUGCUGGUUCCUGUGUGCUACCUGAUGUUCUGGGCGCUGCUGCUGGGUUUCAGUCUUUACUCAGAGCCGGUGGUUUGCGGCGUGGGUUUAGUCAUCAUGCUCACCGGGGUACCUGUCUACUUCCUGGGCGUCCACUGGAAAGAAAAACCAAAGUGCAUCUACAACUUCAUCGAGAGGGCGACAUACGUGGGCCAGAGGUUGUGUUUCGUGGUCUUUCCUCAGAUCGACCCCAUUGAGACCCCCAACCCUUCAGAAUGGACUGACCGCUCAUCAGGCAGGAGCAGUUUGUCUGCCAAUUCUUAAAACUUUUUUGUCCCUGAAUAUAUGAAGAUCUUUUGUUUUUGCCUCCUUGUUUUUAUUCCGUCACUGUGUAAGUCCGGACACUUCUUCCAGGUUUGGGAACUUCCCGUCUGACCUUUGACCCUCUGAGACUCUGGUUUCCCUGCAGUCGAGUGGAAACACCCGCUCUUCUGCGCGGGCUUCUUGCAUUUUUUAUUUUCCUCUCUUUUCUACUAAGUCGUCAAGUUACAACAACCUAAUGCCAACAGUGUCACGCUGUUGAAAAUGACUUUUAUUCCCCUUUUGGACCCAUUUGUUCCUUUUUUUUCUGUAACAUGACAGAACUCUGAGCGACUGGCGGCUCUUUCUUCUGAAUGUUGCUGCUGUUAUAUCGUGCCUUAAGGCCUUUUCACACCAAGUCCCAAACAAAUCAUCAGUAUUCUGAAAACAGUAAAACAAAAUAAUCUCAGAGAAGAUCUGAAACUGAGUGAAACCUCAAACUACAACACGACAGCCUUCAUGUAUUGUUGUUGUUUAUUCUUUUCAACUGCUGCGUAACUGUUUUUAGUGUCACAAUUCCCACCUGAUAUACAUAUAUCUGUGAUUUCACUGGUCUCAUAUCCUGUUCCACUGGAAGAAGAGGUUGAGAGAAUAUUUUAGGCACUUAAUCAGUAGAGAUGAUUCAUCAUAACAUCGUCCUUAAAGGUAGCCGAAGAGAAAACCAGAACUUCGGGUCGCAGAGCGUCGUUCCUGUGGGCUACAGUAACACUAAACCCCUGCGCUUGCCUGAGAAGGACUAAAUGCACAAACUCGCUAUUUUUUAAAUAUUCCACAGAGAGAGACUCUCACUGCAGCCUGUUCUAUUUUGUUCUAAAAAUGUGGUUCCUGGUUCCUUUGUUUCAAAGCCAAUAGGUUUUUUGAAUGAGUUUUUGGUUAGAUGCCUGAAUUAAGGUCUGUAUUUAACACAAGCUGGAGAGACUUUCAAGUUUUGUUCCACGACAUAAAAUACAUCAGUAAAUACCCCACAAUGUUGAAGCUUCUAUGUAAGUUAAAAAAGGAGGUUGAUCAUCGUCAUGUCGACCAUGGCUUUACAGCCAUUAUUAUUGUGGUGGGGCCGUUAAGUCAUGUGACUGUGGCGCGGUUUGUUUAUAGCCUAAUGCUAGCUUUUUACCUCCUGCAAUUGCAUUUAGGCUUUGAAAAUCAUAAAAGUGGCCUCAAUUUGUCUUGCUGGACAAAAUGUGCCAGUAUCAUAACCUUCUGUUUACCACAGAGCUUAUUUGCUGUCAGUGUGUCCCAUUCUUGUGAAUGAGAUAUUUUAAGAACACCUGAGGGAAUUUCUACAACUUUAGCACAAACAUCCACUUGGAUUCAACGAUGAACAGAUGACAUUUUAGUGUCACAGGUUAAAGAUUAAGGUCACUGUGACCUAGUUUGUGUCACUCUUGUGAAAGCAAUAUCUCAAAAACACCUGUAGGGAUUUUU